GCCAGUGUGGUGUCCGAUGCCCCAGGCUGUCUCCCUCUUCCGUUUGCGCUUUGAGUUUGUUUUCAUUCCGAAUCGCAGUCGAAUCGAGAUGUCUCACCGCAAGUUCGAGGCUCCCCGCCAUGGCUCUAUGGGCUUCAAGCCCCGCAAGCGCUCUUCCCGCCACCGCGGUAAGUGCAAGGCCUUCCCCAAGGACGACAAGACCAAGCCCUGCCACCUGACCGCUUUCCUCGGUUUCAAGGCCGGCAUGACCCACGUCGUCCGUGACCUCGACCGCCCGGGCUCCAAGAUGCACAAGCGCGAGGUCGUCGAGGCCGUCACCAUCAUCGAGACUCCCCCCAUGGUUGUCGUCGGUGUUGUCGGCUACAUCGAGACCCCCCGUGGUCUGCGCGCCCUGACCACCGUCUGGGCCGAGCACCUGUCCGACCAGGUCAAGCGCCGCUUCUACAAGAACUGGUACAGCUCCAAGAAGAAGGCUUUCACCAAGUACUCCGCCAAGUACCAGAAGGGCAAGAAGGCCAUCGACCGUGACGUCAGCCGCAUCCGCAAGUACGCCACCAUCGUCCGUGUCCUCGCCCACACCCAGAUGGAUCUGCUCAAGCUCGGCCAGAAGAAGGCCCACCUGAUGGAGAUCCAGGUCAACGGUGGCUCCACCGACGACAAGGUCAACUUCGCCCUGCAGUCCUUCGAGAAGUCCAUCAGCGUCGACCAGGUCUUCGCUCAGGAUGAGAUGAUCGACGUCAUCGGUGUCACCAAGGGUAAGGGUACCCAGGGUGUCGUCAAGCGCUGGGGUGUUGAGCGCCUGCCGCGCAAGACUCACCGUGGUCUGCGCAAGGUCGCUUGUGUUGGUGCCUGGCACCCGGCCCGCCUCGAGCACACCGUCGCUCGUGCCGGUCAGCUCGGUUACUACCACCGCACUGAGAUGAACAAGAAGAUCUACCGCGUCGGCAAGGGCAUCCACACCGUCGAUGGCAAGACCGUCUUCAACAACGCCGGUACCGAGUACGAUCUCACCGAGAAGUCCAUCACCCCCAUGGGUGGCUUCCCCCACUACGGUGUCGUCAACCAGGACUUCCUCAUGAUCAAGGGCUGCUGCGUCGGUGUCAAGAAGCGCGUGCUCACCCUGCGCAAGUCUCUUAUCACCCACACCAAGCGCUCUGCUCUGGAGAAGGUCACCCUCAAGUUCAUCGAUACCUCUUCGAAGUUCGGUCACGGCCGUUUCCAGACCCUCGAGGAGAAGCAGUCCUUCAUGGGCAAGCUCAAGAAGGACUUCUAAGCGAGUGGUGGCUGCUGUCGCGGCCGGCAUGGAGGCGCGCUCUCCUUUGUUGCUCUCCCCCGCCGGCCGGUGGCCCUCGUCGCUGCUGGUGCUGCUCCUCCUCCUCCUCCUCCUCCCCCUGCUCCUCUCGUCCGGUGACGAUGGGGGCGGAGGCGGCGGCGGCGGCGGCGGCUUGCUCGAUGGUGUCACCGCCGGCGUGAUGGAAGCGCGUGGUGCUGUUUCGCUGCCCCUCCGUCCGUGGCUGUUGCUCUCUUGGUCGCCGUCCUUCGCCCGCCCUUUUUUGGCGGUGGCGGCCAUCUGGCGCCGGUCACCACCCCCUCCUCCCUCCCCCGUCUCUGUGCAGGGGCGCGGCCGGGGUGUGCGGGGCGGCAGGGCCUGGCUCUGUGGCACUCUCUGUGUGCAUGUCCCCGCAUGUGCGCGCAGCGGGGUGUCGCUGUUGUCCUCCCUUCCUCCCUCUGGUGGUCGGUUGUCUUUCCUCCUCCUCCUUCUGUCGGGCUCCGAUGAUGAUGAUGUCGUCCACGCUAGAACAAUAAACCCUUUAUUUUCUCACGAAUCUCCUCUCCCUCUUGCGCCGGGGGGGACUCUCUCCGGCCCGUGUGUAUGUGUGUCCCUACUCCAGUCCGCGCUUGUCCGCGUCUGUCCUCUCCCUCCCCUCCCGGCCCGUGCCGGGGCCAUGGCUGGGCUCCCUGGUGGCAGGUCGGGCGGGGAGGGGAGCAGUCUCCUCAGUCCUGGAACGGUGACCUGUGGUGUGUGUGUGUGUGUGGGCCAUGGAGCCGGGCAGGGGUUCCUGUGUUUGCGCUGCGGUGCGCGGAGGUUGGGGAUAGGCCCGACCGUGGAGAUUUGCACCUUCGCCAGGGGGACAGCGAGCAGCCCAUGCUUGCGAGGGGCGCUUUUCCAUCUUGCGGGGGGAGGGGGCGGGGUGGACCAUGUUUCCUCCUCCGGGGCUGGGCCCCUGGAGCUCUUUGCCUCGUUCUCUCGGUGCAGCGCCCUGG
Messenger RNA from Fonticula alba, 2265 nucleotides. RefSeq names its product 60S ribosomal protein L3. The coding region runs from base 17 to 1273 and encodes 418 amino acids. Gene Ontology annotation, biological process: ribosomal large subunit assembly; translation. Gene Ontology annotation, molecular function: structural constituent of ribosome; RNA binding. Gene Ontology annotation, cellular component: ribosome; cytosolic large ribosomal subunit. The transcript is spliced from 2 exons. NCBI's taxonomy places the organism in Eukaryota, Rotosphaerida, Fonticulaceae. The record is from RefSeq and is a predicted model, not a curated record.